UGCAGUGUUUUGUUUGCAGUCAAACGAAUGAACGAAGGUUGAGACAAUUUAUUACCCCACUCAACAACCCUUUCCCUUUACACUUCCACUCCUUCUUUUUGGAGCACGACAGUGUGAAGUUCAAUAUUGGAAACUGGAAACGAGACGAAGUCAUACAAGAAAGACCCUUUUAUUUACGCACCUUGCCAUCUUGCGGUGUAACAUACGGAGGGACGGAACGCGAAAGUUGGCCUUCCUUCAGUGUUGCAAGAUGACUGCAAACGAGAGUGACGUGAAAGGUAGUGUUCCUCCCCCCUUUUCUUUUUUUCGCAUGCAAUCAACUCCUCAGUUGUGUUUUGAUAUGGAAAGAAGGUCAAAGUCACUCUAACAAUUCUGUAGUCCGCGACGAUCGCUCGGCAACUCCUGCAAACGGAGUCGCAGAGCCAGAAUGGUCUGUUGAAGCUGUGGUCAAGACCCUCCCAGGAGGCCCUCCAGAGACAAACAGCACUUCCCCAGUACCCUUCUUCCAUAUGUUGGAGCGCCUCAAGACCACGAAGCGCGAGGGAUGGCGAAGAUUCAGUAUCAACCAGUAAGUAUCCCGUCCCAAGGGUGUUCUAGCAUUGCUGAUGAGAUGCUUUCAUUGCAGAGGCGAAUCUAUCUCAGACCACAUGUACCGCAUGGCCUUGAUCACCAUGGUUGCGCCCGCCUCCCUCUCUUCGAAGCUCAAUAUCCCUCAUUGCACCAAGAUGGCCCUCGUUCAUGAUAUUGCGGAGGCGUUGGUUGGCGAUAUCACCCCGGUCGAUGGCGUAGCAAAGUCGGAGAAGAACCGCAGAGAAAGCACCACCAUGGACUAUCUCACAGACAAAUUGCUAGGUCGCGUCAAUGGCGGAAUGUCUGGCAAGGAUAUUCGAGCGGUCUGGCAGGAGUACGAGGAUUCGGAGACGAUGGAGAGCAAGUUCGUUCACGACGUUGACAAGAUCGAGUUGGUUCUGCAGAUGGUUGAGUACGAACGAGUACAUGAGCGUCGACUGGACUUGGGCGAGUUCACCUGGGUUGCUUCUCGCAUUGUUCUUCCCGAGGUCAAGGAGUGGGCGAAUGACUUGAUGAAGGAGCGAGAGGCGUUCUGGGCUGGUCAUCCUCACUUGACUUACAAUGCCGAGGGCAAACUUGAGCAGAAGUCUGGUAAUGUCAUUGAGGCCAAGGCAAAUGGCUCAAAGUAGUGUGUUUUCGACAUGAGCAUCAAUAUCAUGAUACCCCUGAGUUAGCUGCGAUCGCGGAUGGUUUGGGUUUGGCUAUAGAGGGAUACCAGGACCGGAGUGGACUGGAUUGGCGUUCGAGGAUUGCUGGGUACAAGCACUUGAGUAUUUGUUUACCUAUACUCACCAUAGAUGUCGUCUAAUCUGGGCAACGAACCUUAUGAGAAAUGGAUAACAUCA
Molecule: messenger RNA, 1415 nt
Organism: Hymenoscyphus albidus
Lineage: Eukaryota; Fungi; Ascomycota; Leotiomycetes; Helotiales; Helotiaceae
Source: the annotation of a GenBank genome assembly